AUGAAGUCAAUCAUUCGUGCAAGAGACAAGGGUGUAAAAUUUGAAGUACAUUGGAGUGCUGAAGACCAACUAAUUGAGCCUAACGGUUCAAUGUUGGCAAGUUACAUUGGUUUCCUUGUUCGCCAACAUAUUCCGAUUACAUGUGAUAAUUGGAGAAGUCCGGACUUGAAGGUUGGCAAGGAAAAAAUAUGGUCGGAGAUACAGAGAUCCUUUCACAUCGAUGAAAGCCGGCAAAAAUAUUGUAUUCAAUUGGCCGGAAAAAGACUCCGAGGAUUUCGAUCCUUUUUGUGCAACAAAUUUCUCAAGGAUGAGGAAGGAAAAUUUGUUGAAGGAGAAUGGCCAAUGAAGUAUGCCGAGAUUAUUUCAGCCGAUGAAUGGGAUAACUUUGUCGCCAAACGAAGAAACGAAAAAUUUCAUGAAGUAAGCGACAUAAAUAGGAAAAGGGCAUCAAAACCCGCGUAUCCGUACAAAAAAGGGCGUACGGGUUAUGCACGGUUACAACAAAGAAUUCUGACCGAGGAGAAAAGUGACGCAACAUCUCUUCCGGAGCACGUAUUAUGGAAGGCUGCUCGGGUUGGGAAGGAUGGGGCUGUCGUUGAAGCGGUCCAAAAUUCUAAUAUUUAUUAUGUUUCUCUUUAA
Messenger RNA from Lathyrus oleraceus (garden pea), 639 nucleotides. RefSeq lists its product as uncharacterized. Bases 1 to 639 code for a protein of 212 amino acids. The transcript has 5 exons. The record is from RefSeq and is a predicted model, not a curated record. NCBI's taxonomy places the organism in Eukaryota, Viridiplantae, Streptophyta, Magnoliopsida, Fabales, Fabaceae.